UUAAAAAAGUUGUAACUUUCAGUUUAGCUUGUCUACUCGUUUCUAUAAUUAUCGUGUUCCAUUUAAUCAAGUUAAUAAAUCAUCCUUUUUAGUACAAAAAAAAAAAAUUAAUAUCAAUCUUUCACACAUUUUUUACGGGGGCUGAUUUUGUACUAGAAAAUUUGGCAAAACGAAGUUUCACUUCCACCAUAGUUUUACAAGAGAUCAAAGUGUAUUCUUCAGGUUGUGGAGUGUGGAGCAAAUAAAAAAUGUGUGUUAUUUUCUUUUAUGUUAACUCAAAUCCUGAACCAAAUGGAAUUAAAUUAAUUGUCGUUUCAAAUCGUGAUGAGUUUUAUUCAAGAGAAACUCUUCACGCUGAUAGAUGGCAAAAGUUUCCUCACGUUUUUGGAGGAAUUGACCUGCAAGCUGGCCGGGAAGGUGGCACUUGGUUGGCUGUAAGCGGAAAAAAUGGUUCUUUCAAACUUGGUGCCCUUCUGAAUGUUACUGGUGAACCAAAACUUAAGGAUCCUGAAACACCACCAACCACUAAUCUCUUAUUAGGCCGCGGAAUGAUUGUUUCUGAUUUCGUUUCGGGCGAUUUAUCCACUCAGGAAUAUAAUCGACAAAUAUUAGCUGAUGCAGAAAAAUACAAUGCAUUUAAUUUUGUUUCAAUUGAAAUAAAUAAAACUUCAUCUUCAAUUAUGUUAUCCAGCAAUGCACCAAAAGACUUGAAAACAUACAAAGAAUCAGAAUGUUAUGGUUUUGGUAAUAGUCCAGGUGAUUCACCAUUUCAAAAAGUCAUUGCCGGACGAAAACAAUUUGAGGAAAUUCUACAAGAAUAUCUUAAAUCAAAUAAGGAAAAUAAAACAUCACAAAAUGAUCUAGUCAGCAAAUGCUUUGAUUUGUUAAAGAACGAAACAAAACACUGGCCCGAUGCUGAGCUAGCUGGUCGUGCUCCAAAUUGGGGAAAUUAUUUAAGUGCAAUCAAUGUUAAAAUACCCGAUGCUGGCUAUGGCAGCAGAACGCACAGUGUCAUUAUUAUUGACUCUGCAGAUAAAAUGCAUUUUUACGAAGAGACAAUGGAAAGUGAUGAUCCUAAUGGAAAAUGGCAUAGUAAAUGUUUUGUAGAACAAUUCUUUAAGAAUGAAAAUGGAAACAGUAAAAUCUGACAAGAAUCUAAAAGAUUAUUGAUAUUUUAGGUGCUUUAAUAGUCAAAACACAAUGAAAUAAAAAAUGUAAAAAAAAAGUAUUUUUCUAUACAAACAAUAUUU
Molecule: messenger RNA, 1250 nt
Organism: Episyrphus balteatus (marmalade hoverfly)
Lineage: Eukaryota; Metazoa; Arthropoda; Insecta; Diptera; Syrphidae
Gene: Tango2
Product: transport and Golgi organization protein 2
Exons: 5
Coding region: 249-1148 (299 amino acids)
Biological process (GO): Golgi organization; protein secretion
Cellular component (GO): Golgi apparatus
Source: RefSeq, a predicted model, not a curated record